Panthera uncia (snow leopard) is the source of this 3686-nucleotide messenger RNA. RefSeq names its product coiled-coil domain containing 80 (gene CCDC80). The transcript has 6 exons. Bases 1056 to 3671 code for a protein of 871 amino acids. The record is from RefSeq and is a predicted model, not a curated record. Lineage: Eukaryota; Metazoa; Chordata; Mammalia; Carnivora; Felidae.
AGCCAAGCACCCUGAGCCAAACGAGUAUCUGUCUCUAGGAAAGCCAAGCAGCCAGAUGCAGAAAUCUGAGAAUUUUCCCUUUCCAAAGUACAAUGUGAGUACAGACAGGAAGGGAAACUAUCCUUCCUGGCAAGGAAGGGGUUAAGUCCUCAGCCAUCCUAUUCUAAAGUGAUUUAUGAUGAUGGGUAGUGUUUCAAAACUCUCCCCCACCCCAAAGAGCAGCCCUCCCCUUCCCCACCGAGAGUCCACUCUCAACGUGCUGAAGUGAGAAGGAGGUGGUGUUUUGCUGAUCUGUUAAAUUCUUAGGGAAGUUUCCUUGAUUUCCAGCGGCUGCUGUUGUUUGAGUUUGGUUUGGAUCAAAACUGAGGUUGUCCUGGCAUUUCUGGGACCGAGUCCAGGCAAGAGGAAGAAGAAAAAGGAGAAGGAAAAGAGGAGGAAAAAAAAAAAAAGGUGGGGAGAAAUAAAGGGAGGAGAGAAGCGCAGGAAAAGAAAAAAGUCUUUUUCAACAUCACAUUCCUGUGUUUUCCCUCAGCCUGGAAAACAUAUUAAUACCAGUGCUUUUACGCUUGGAAACAAAGGGAGUAAGCCAGACUGUGGGGGAAAGGGUGAUAAGAAGGAUCCUGGAACUCUAAAGAGAGAAGGAGCAAGAUUCAGGACUAGCUGGGACUCCACUUCCAGGGGCGCCCUGUGUUGCCGGCACAGGGGACUGGCACACACAGACACACAAGACCGAGCAGAAACUACAGACAAAUGGAGAAGCAAAGACUUACAAGGACAGCUCCUUUCACCUCAUCCUACUUGUCAAGAAGGUGAAAAGACAGCCAGAGGAAAGAAGAAAGCAGCUCAGCCCUCAGGUCAGGACAGGCUGUGGGUCGGUGGCGCGCCUUUGGGAGCUGGAGUUGCAGCACACCCCACUUUGUACCGCUCAGCCUGCAAAGGAGAAAGAGGCUUGGGAGGAAAAGUAUUUCAUCUAGAAAACUGUCCUGGGACCACACUUCAGAUUGCCUUUUAAACCCUCUGCAUUCCAUCUCCAUGAGCCACCAUUGGAUUGCACAAUGACAUGGAGAAUGGGACUCAGUGUUACCAUGCUGCUGGCAAUGUGGCUGGUGUGCGGAUCAGAACACCACCUCCAUGCCAUGCAUAGAGGGAGCCACGGAGGGCGGAAAGUGCCCCUCGUCUCCCCCGUCCAUAGAAGGCCAGCUCGGCUUCUGAGGCACACAGGGAAGGCUCAGGGACUUGAGAGAACCACUGUGGAAGAACCAAAGCUUCCGCCUCUCCAAAGAAGGAGGAGUGUGCCCGUGUUGAGGGUGGCCCCCGCAACAGCCCCGCCAGCCCGGCCGCGCGGCAGUGGAGCCCCGGCGAGACCGAAGCAGAGACCAGGAGCCCCGAGCUCUCCCCGUGACAUGAUCCGAGAUGAGGGGUCCUCAGCCCGUUCCAGAGUGUUGCGCUUCCCCUCUGGGUCCAGCUCUCCCAACAUCCUCGCCAGCUUCGCAGGGAAGAACAGGGUGUGGGUCAUCUCGGCGCCGCACGCCUCGGAAGGCUACUACCGCCUGAUGAUGAGUCUCCUGAAGGACGAUGUGUACUGCGAGCUGGCCGAGAGGCACAUCCAGCAGAUCGUGCUGUUCCACCAGGCCGGCGAGGAAGGAGGCAAGGUGCGCAGGAUCACCAGCGAGGGCCGCGUCCUGGAGCAGCCCCUGGACCGCAACCUCGUCCCAAAGCUCAUGAGCUUCUUGAAGCUGGAGAAGGGCAAGUUCGGCAUGGUGCUGUUGAAGAAGACGCUGCAGGUGGAGGAGCGCUACCCGUAUCCGGUCAGGCUGGAGGCCCUGUAUGAGAUCAUCGACCAGGGCCCCAUCCGCCGGAUAGAGAAAAUCAGGCAGAAGGGUUUUGUCCAAAAAUGUAAGGCGUCUGGGGUAGAGGGCCAGGUGGUGGAGGAGGGGAACCAUGGUGGAGGAGCCGGAAGGCCAGGACUGAGCGGUGAGAAGAGAAAAGAAGACCAGAGGCGAGCACAAGUCCCGCCGACCAGAGAGACUCGGGGGAAGGUGCUCAGGAAGCCGGCCACCGCCACGGCCGCUGCUCCCCCCGCUCCUCCAACCCCAAGGGCCACCACCACCCUGUCUCCUGCUGCAGUGCCAACAGUGACCCGGGCCACCUCUCGGGUGGUCACCGCGGCUGCAAGACCGACAACCACCACGGCCUUUCCCACCACCCAGAGGCCCUGGACCCCCAGGGCGCACCCCUCCUCGGACGCCCACCGGCCCCCAGCAACUGCUGAGGUGGCCACGGCCAGGGAGCCCGGGGCCUCGGAGAAUCUCUACCCCCAGCCCAGGAAGGAGCAGCACAGGGAGAGGCUGCAGGCCACCAGGAGGCCCAGCAAGGCCACCAGCUUGGAGAGCUUCACGGCUGCCCCUCCCACCACCGCCUCGGAGCACAGCACGCGGGCGGGCGCGGGCCGUCUCCGGGACAACCGCACCGACCGGCGGGAGCACGGCCACCGGGACCCAAACGUGGUACCAGGUCCUCACAAGCCAGCGAAGGGGAAACCUCCCAAAAAGAAAGUCCAGGACAAAAUCCUUAGCAAUGAGUAUGAGAGUAAAUACGACCUCAGCAGGCCAACUGCCUCUCAGCUGGAGGACGAGUUGCAGGUGGGGAAUAUUCCCCCCCAGAAAGCAAAGGAAUCCAAAAAGCACGAAAAGCUGGAGAAACCUGAGAAGGAGAAGAAAAAAAAGGUGAAAAACGAGAAAACAGACAAGUUACUCAAGAGUGAAAAGCAAGUGAAGAAGGAUAAGGCUGAGAAAAAGAGCCGGCAGGAGAAAGAGAAGAGCAAGAAGAAAAAAGUAGGGAAAACAGAGCAGGAUGGCUACCUGAAACCCACCACAAAACACUUCGCUCAGAGUCCCAGGAAGUCCGUGACCGAUCUGCUGGGGUCCUUUGAAGGCAAACGACGACUUCUUCUGAUCACCGCUCCUAAGGUUGAGAACAACAUGUAUGUGCAACAGCGAGAUGAGUAUCUGGAAAGCUUCUGCAAGAUGGCCACCAGGAAAAUCUCCGUGAUCACCAUCUUUGGCCCUGUCAACAACAGCACCAUGAAAAUCGACCACUUCCAGCUAGAUAAUGAAAAACCCAUGCGAGUGGUGGAUGAUGAGGACCUGGUAGACCAGCAUCUCAUUGGUGAGCUGAGGAAAGAGUAUGGAAUGACCUAUAAUGACUUCUUCAUGGUGCUCACAGAUGUGGACCUGAGAGUCAAGCAAUACUACGAGGUACCCAUAGCAAUGAAGUCUGUGUUCGAUUUGAUCGAUACAUUCCAGUCCCGAAUCAAAGAUAUGGAAAAGCAGAAGAAGGAGGGCAUUGUUUGCAAGGAAGACAAGAAGCAGUCAUUGGAGAACUUCCUGUCCAGGUUCCGAUGGAGGAGGCGGUUGCUGGUGAUCUCUGCCCCUAAUGAUGAAGACUGGGCCUAUUCACAGCAGCUCUCGGCCCUCAGUGGCCAGGCCUGCAAUUUUGGUGAGUGGGAAGCUUCGUCAUCACCGUUUUCCCAUACCACUCUCUUCCUGGUCAAUUCUAAAAUGGAACAUAGAAGCUUAGAUCAUCCAAAUAUUCCUCAGUCCAGACUGGAGAUUCCCAGACACUUACUCAAUUGUGUUGAAUAUAAAGUUGCUUUCAGACUCAAGCUUUAGUCCACUGGAGUUUUU